This is a messenger RNA of Canariomyces notabilis, 1225 nucleotides long. RefSeq lists its product as uncharacterized. Lineage: Eukaryota; Fungi; Ascomycota; Sordariomycetes; Sordariales; Chaetomiaceae. The record is from RefSeq and is a predicted model, not a curated record. The transcript is spliced from 3 exons. The coding region runs from base 1 to 822 and encodes 273 amino acids.
AUGGCAACGGAACCGCCGGCUACCGGGCCUCCAACGGCGGAGGACUUUGACAAGGCGCUGACUCGCAAGGACUUGACACAGCCGCUCACGGAAACGUCCUAUACUGCAAAGCAUAGUAACCUGUGGCAGACACUCCUUAAGGAGAACUCGGAGAAGGGCAAAGACACGAAAAAUAAUGACAUACAAGUUUUUCCCGGAAAUUUCGGCUUUAUCAUGCCCCAAAAAUUCGUCAACCUAUGGAUCCGGGACAUGGCUGCCCACAAGGACCCCUCUGACAGGUCGAUAGUCCUCGUCGACUGUCGUACGAGGAAAGAAUACGAGGGCGGCCAUUUACGAUCCGCCAAUUCCCUUGCCAUGGACCAUGCUCCAUUUGAUCCCAAAGGCGACAAGUUGUACGAGGAGGGUGGCUGGGACCGCCAUGUCAAGCUUGACGCUCCCAAGGAGGAAGCAGUCGAUGGAAUCAAAGGACCACCAGAUAAGAAUAAUUGCAAAACGCUCCAGAAGCUGCUCGCGCUCAAAGGCCGCCCUGUUCUGGUUGUCUUUUACUGCCAGUCGGCCACCAUCCGUUCGCCUUGCGCCGCCGCAUGGUACGCCAACAAGUAUGUGCUUCCCAACAAGUAUCCGAACAAGCAAGCAGCGGAGCUGCUCGACAAGCAGUAUAUUGCGGUGCUUCACGGCGGCAUCUCAUCGAUAGACGGAGCUCUAAGACUUAUCAAGGGCAAGGACAGUAAGGACGAGGCGAAAGAGAAGGAUCAAGACAAGUAUUACCAUAAGGAGAACAAGGAGUUGCCUUGCCCAUGUACCACGGAGCAGAUGGAGUAAGGGCUGGGUCAAGAGGGUGGGAGGAGCGUGCUAUGUACAGCCAUUGGCUCCGUGUGGUGUUUGUUCUUGUGAGGGCCUUGACUUGGAUGCUGAUAUUCCUAGUGGGUUGCGGGGGCUUUGUUAUGACACUUCAGGCAGUCAGGCAAAUGCACUUGUGCUUGAUGCUCUAAUGUUUGGAGGAGAUGUAUACACUGCAACGGCCCGACACCUCAACUGAGGUGGAGAUCUCAGUCGGUCACAGUUGACGUCCUUGACUUGGCAUCGAUCAGAAGCCGCCUAACGCGGCCUAAGCAGAUGUCAACCUCGCCCUCGUGCUCAGUGCCUCCUUCAACGCCCAUCUUGGCCCUUACACAACCAAAAGGACGGAUCCCAGGGAAGCGCCCAAGGGAACUUCCAGUCGGUC